Theileria orientalis strain Shintoku is the source of this 192-nucleotide messenger RNA. RefSeq names its product BIR protein. The record is from RefSeq and is a predicted model, not a curated record. The transcript is spliced from 2 exons. Bases 1 to 192 code for a protein of 63 amino acids. NCBI's taxonomy places the organism in Eukaryota, Apicomplexa, Aconoidasida, Piroplasmida, Theileriidae.
AUGCCUCUUCCUUCCACCUCGAACAUAGCAAAAAUGUGGGUUCCAGUCAUCCCAGUUUCUGGAUGGCCAGUUAUCCAAUUUAUAUCUCUUUUCUUUGUUCAACCUAACAUAUGGGUUGAAUGUUGGAUGAAUUCUAAUUCCAUUUAUCAUAUUUUCUUGAUAUUCGCGCCUUGGUGUGCCUGGGCAUUCUGA